Molecule: messenger RNA, 3923 nt
Organism: Nerophis lumbriciformis (worm pipefish)
Lineage: Eukaryota; Metazoa; Chordata; Actinopteri; Syngnathiformes; Syngnathidae
Source: RefSeq, a predicted model, not a curated record
CGAACUUGACUCGGCUAGUAAGAGGAUGGCUGGCCGCUGCUGAGCUGCUACCUCUGCUCUCUCGGAAGGGAAAGUCCAGGUACGUCGACGAGGAUAACCCGCCGGAGGAGAAGGCGGCACGAACGGAGAACUUUUCCGACUCUAGGAUUUUAGUCGACAAAAAGAGCGGUUCUUCUUCUUCUUCUUUUUUUUUUCCCCCCCUCGGGAAGACGGGAGGGUUUUUUUUUUGGGAACCAUGCCUGCUGAAGUGAAACAGGAGCAGAGCCCCAGCAACGCCACUUCUAUGGCCAUGAUGCAGGAGCCGCAGGACGUGGUGGAGGAGACGGUCACCAUAGAAGAGGACCCUGGUACCCCGACUUCCCACGUUUCCGUCGUCACCUCUGACGACGGGACCACGCGGCGCACAGAAACUAAGGUGACCAAAAUGGUGAAGACAGUGACCACACGAACGGUGCGACAGGUUCCUCUUGGUCCCGAUGGCUUGCCUAUGCCUGAGGGCUCGUCCCCUUUGGGAAGCUACACAGACUCCAUUGACCGGCGCUACAUGAAGAACGGCGGCGAUCGUUUCAUUACCCCUCAAGCUUCGUCCACCUUGACACGCUCCUACAACAACUCCUACAAUGAUUCCUACGGUGAAACGCCUGAGAGUCAGUACAUCCGCCACUACGGUCUGCACGAUGGCUACACUGAUUUGACAGACAACUACGGCAGCCUGUCACGAGGCAUCAACUUCAGACCGCCCCGCUACCCCUACAUGCCUAACAGCUAUCGGCCAGAGAACAGCUACACACUGCCAAAUCGUAAGGAUGACUACGGUCACAUGGCCCAACCCCAGGUGCCUAUGGGUAGCAGCACGGUGGACCUGAAUCGCUCGCAGCCUGAGCGCUUUCAGGCCGAACCGUAUGGUCUGGAGGACGAUCGCCGCAGCUUCGGCCCCGAGGACGAGGAGCCAUAUGAGCUCGAGCCUGACUAUUCCACCGCGAACCGACGCACACUAAAAGGAGCCAACCGGGGUCGCACCCACAGGGAACCUCUUCGUGAUGGGCCCAGAGUCAGAGGCUACCCAGAUGAACCCAUUGACACAGAGCUGAUCGAUGAACGCCACCCUUACAUCCAGGGCAUAUAUUCUGCGCCACUGGCCCAGCCAGAGCGGGGUAGCAUGGCCAGUCUGGACCGCAUGGGCGGUCGGCGCUCGCCCUCGAUCGACAGCAUCCGUAAGGAUCCACGCUGGCGUGACCCAGACCUCCCAGAAGUCAUCGCCAUGUUGGCCCACCCCAUCGACCCCGUCAAAUCCAAUGCCGCAGCUUAUUUGCAGCACCUGUGCUAUGAAAAUGACAAAAUCAAAAAGGACGUGCGUCACCUCAAAGGAAUCCCGGUCCUGGUGGGGCUCCUGGACCACCCCAAGUCUGAGGUCCAUCGCAAGGCCUGCGGUGCCCUGCGCAACAUCUCUUAUGGCAAGGACAAUGACAAUAAGGUGGCGAUCAAAAACUGUGACGGAAUUCCUGCCCUCGUCCGCCUCUUGAGGAAGACCAAUGACAUGGAGGUUCGAGAGCUCAUCACUGGAACUCUUUGGAACCUUUCCUCCUAUGAACCCUUGAAGAUGGUGAUCAUCAACCACGGUAUGCAAACAAUGACCAACGAGGUCAUAAUCCCACACUCUGGUUGGGAGCAUGAACCAAACGAGGACUCCAAGCCACGCGACGCAGAGUGGACCACUGUCUUCAAGAACACAUCUGGGUGCCUAAGAAACGUAAGCUCAGAUGGGGCGGAGGCUCGACGCAGACUGAGGGAGUGUGACGGACUGGUGGACGCCCUGCUGCACGCCCUCCAGUCAGCUGUAGGGAAGAAAGAUAUGGACAAUAAGUCUGUGGAGAACUGCGUCUGCAUCAUGAGGAACCUGUCCUACCACGUCCACAAGGAAGUGCCGGGGGCCGACAGGUUCCAAGACCCGUCGGCACCGCAGGCCCCCGGCUCUGCGGGGCCACAGAGGAAGAAGAAGGACGACGCUGGCUGCUUUGGAGGCAAGAAAGCCAAAGAGGAAUGGUUUAAUCAAGGUAGAAAAAAUGGUGAGAAUGACAAAAACUAUGACACAUUGGAUCUUCCCAAGCGUACUGAGCCAUCUAAAGGUUUUGAGCUGCUGUAUCAGCCAGAGGUAGUGAGGCUCUACCUUUCUCUCCUGACGGAGAGUCAGAACUACAACACCCUGGAGGCCGCUGCGGGUGCUCUGCAGAACCUUGGUGCCGGACAAUGGACUUGGUCUAACUACAUCCGGGCCACCGUGCGUAAAGAGAAAGGUCUCCCCAUCCUGGUAGAGCUGCUGCGGUCCGACUCCGACAAGGUGGUCCGAGCCGUGGCCAUCGCCCUUCGCAACCUCUCCAUCGACCGCCGCAACAAGGACCUAAUUGGAAGUUAUGCCAUGCGGGACUUGGUCAGUAAUUUGCCAAGCGGACAGCAGCGACCAGCCAAGAACUUGGAGGAGGACACGGUGGUGGCCAUCCUCAACACCAUCCAUGAGAUCGUCACGGACAGCUCCGAAAACGCUCGCUCCCUCAUCCAAGCCCAGGCCAUCGAGAAGCUGGUGGCGAUUAACAGGACCAGUCAGUCGCCCAGAGAAACGAAGGCAGCGUCUCAUGUGCUGCAAACGGUGUGGAGUUAUAAGGAUCUAAGGAACGCCUUGACAAAGGACGGCUGGAGCAAGAGCCAUUUCCAGGUACUGGAUAAGUCACCCACAGCGGCGGCAACCCCCAAAGCAACCAAGAACGGCAAACCGGGCUAUGAUGACACGACGCUUCCCCUGAUGGAGAAGAACCAAGAUGGUUACUCCACCAUCGACCAGAGGGACAAAGACUGCAAAUACAAGACAGGCGACAGCUCCGUGGACCUGACAGAACGGGAACCAUUAAAGAAUGACACAAGUAGGAAACUCUAUAUCAGGAGUAACAGGCCUGCGGUCAGUCUGGUGGACGCUUGUGAUGUUAAGCCCCAGCCUGUUGAUUCCUGGGUCUAAAUGCAUGCAUGGCUUAAAAUAAAAAAACAAGCGAGGGGAGAGCCACACCAGGAGGGUCUCUCACAUCACCACUGCCAUUUCAUAAGGAGCUCACAUUUGGGAGCUGAACUUUGUACAGAUAGAGGAUUUUAAAGAUAAUAACACCGAUGACCAGAACGGCGACCAGCAUUAUAUAUAUGAAGAAGAAAAAACAACAACAACAACAACACAAUAUGAAGUGACACUUCCUACUGCUUUUACAUUUCUACAUUCCCACUGGACUAGCAUGUGAAUUCUACAGUGUUGACUCUUGCUGAGCUCUGCAAGUUACGGGGGCCACGCGGAGGCGACCCAGGUGGGCGGACCUGACGAGGGCAGGUGAGUGGGGAAAGGAAGGAAUCUUUUUUUUUUUAGCUUGCUUUCACACCUGGAGGACUUACGGAUGGUUCAAUUUCUUAGUCAGACUUUUUUCAGUUUGUUGUGGCUUUGCUGUUUUUUUUUGGACGUGAGCAAGUUUUGGGAUUGGAGUGUUUGAAAGAUACUGGAUGUCCGACGGCGAGGGUGAUGAAUAAAUAAAUGAAUAAAAGGAGCGGUAACAUGUACACUUAGGGCCUGAUUUACUAAGAUCCAAAUGCCUCGUGCUAAACAGCGUGUGCAAUCUAUACAAUAGCGUCUACAUGUCGCGUGUGAUCUACUAAGACUGUGUGUGCAGUUAAAAAGUGGUGCAGACCGUUUUAUUUACGUAGGAUUUUGCGUAUAUUAUACUGAGCAUCACCAGGGAGACACUCAUUUACUGCAUGUCCAUUUUGCUAUUUUUAUACAAGCCACUUUUUAUGGGCAUUUUUGUUAUGGUUCGGAGGGGAGGUGACGGCAACAGACACCAGGGGGUUGUCGUGUUCGAUGAUUUAUUACAAACCCCGUUUCCAUAUGAGUUGGG